Messenger RNA from Physeter macrocephalus (sperm whale), 2181 nucleotides. Its product is annotated as plexin-A4-like. Gene Ontology annotation, molecular function: semaphorin receptor activity; protein binding. Gene Ontology annotation, biological process: semaphorin-plexin signaling pathway involved in axon guidance; regulation of cell shape; regulation of cell migration. The transcript is spliced from 6 exons. Gene Ontology annotation, cellular component: plasma membrane; semaphorin receptor complex. NCBI's taxonomy places the organism in Eukaryota, Metazoa, Chordata, Mammalia, Artiodactyla, Physeteridae. Bases 404 to 1969 code for a protein of 521 amino acids. The record is from RefSeq and is a predicted model, not a curated record.
GAACCCACAGGCCUCUCUUACCUGGCAGACAGCAUCCUUGCUCUACAAGACCUCCUGGAGAGGCACACAGAAGCACCUGCUCUGCUGUGCCCAGCCCCUCCCCAGCCCACCGUGGGGACCCACUCCUUUCGUGUUGCAAGUCCUACUGCACAAGGAUGCCCAACUCCUGGGUCCUGAGAACUGAGUUCCGCCUGUCCUGGAGGUGGAGGCUGGAAAUCAGAGAUCAGGUGCCAGCAUGGAUGGGUUCUGGUGAGGACUCCCUUCCUGGCUUGCAGACGGCCACCUUCUCACUGUGUCCUCACAUGGCCUUUCCUGGGUGCAUGCAUGUGUGGAGAGAGAGCUCGCUGGUAUCUCUUCUUCCAAGGCCACCAAUCCUAUCAGACAUGAUCCGACCACAAAUAUUAUGGGCAGAAAAGCCAACACAGCAGACUCCGUGGAGAGACUGUCGGUUUCAGGGAGCCUGCACUCCUCCCUCGACACUGCUGCGCCUAGUGUGACUGUGCCCCGAGGACGCGUCUCUGAAAUGAAGGCCAUGCCUUGGAAUUGGACCUGCCUGCUCUCCCACCUCCUAAUGGUGGGGAUGGGCUCCUCCACUCUACUCCCCCAGCAGCCACCCCUGCUGCCCCAGAAGCGGUCUUUUGUCACGUUCCGCGGGGAGCCCGCCGAGAGCUUCAACCACCUGGUGGUGGACGAGAGGACAGGGCACAUUUAUGUGGGGGCCGUCAAUCGGAUCUACAAGCUGUCCAGCGACUUGAAGGUCCUGGUGACCCACCAGACCGGGCCGGACGAGGACAACCCCAAGUGCUACCCUCCCCGCAUUGUCCAGACGUGCAACGAGCCCCUGACCACCACCAACAAUGUCAACAAGAUGCUCCUGAUAGACUACAAGGAGAACAGGCUGAUCGCUUGCGGGAGCCUGUACCAAGGCAUCUGCAAGCUCCUGAGGCUGGAGGACCUCUUCAAGCUGGGGGAGCCUUUUCACAAGAAGGAGCACUACCUGUCGGGGGUCAACGAGAGUGGCUCUGUCUUUGGGGUGAUCGUCUCCUACAACAACCUGGACGACAAGCUCUUCAUUGCCACGGCCGUGGACGGGAAGCCGGAGUAUUUCCCCACCAUCUCCAGCCGGAAACUGACCAAGAACUCAGAGGCGGAUGGCAUGUUCGCGUAUGUCUUCCACGAUGAGUUUGUGGCCUCGAUGAUCAAGAUUCCUUCGGACACUUUCACCGUCAUCCCCGACUUUGAUAUCUACUACGUCUACGGCUUCAGCAGCGGCAACUUUGUCUACUUUUUGACGCUUCAGCCUGAGAUGGUGUCUCCCCCCGGCUCCACCACAAAGGAGCAGGUUUACACGUCCAAGCUCGUGAGGCUUUGCAAGGAGGACACGGCCUUCAACUCCUACGUGGAGGUGCCCAUUGGCUGUGAGCGUGGCGGGGUGGAGUACCGCCUGCUGCAGGCUGCCUACCUGUCCAAAGCUGGGGCCGUGCUCGCCCGGACCCUCGGGGUCCGCCCAGAGGACGACCUCCUCUUCACCGUCUUCUCCAAAGGCCAGAAGCGGAAAAUGAAAUCCCUGGACGAGUCGGCCCUGUGCAUCUUCAUCCUGAAGCAGAUCAAUGGCCGCAUUAAGGAGCGGCUGCAGUCCUGCUAUCGGGGCGAGGGCACGCUGGACCUGGCCUGGCUCAAGGUGAAGGACAUUCCCUGCAGCAGCGCGCUCUUAACCAUUGAAGACAACUUCUGUGGCCUGGAUAUGAAUGCCCCCCUGGGCGUGUCUGAGAUGGUGCGUGGCGUCCCCGUCUUCACGGAGGACAGGGACCGCAUGACUUCCGUCAUUGCAUACGUCUACAAGAAUCAUUCUCUGGCCUUUGUGGGCACCAAAAGCGGCAAGCUGAAGAAGCAUCUUUCCCACCCUUUUGACUGUUCUGGGAGCUCCUUCGCAGCUCAGAUGUCGCCUCCUCUCAGAAGCCUUCUCUGAUCUGCCCCUCCCUCCCGCCUCGCCCUGGAGCAGAACAGAUCACCCCGUUUCAUGGACUGCUGCUGGGCUCCUCAAUAUUCCCAGGUUUUCAUAGCUCACCUUGUUCCGGUCAUUUGAUCGAGUGUCUGUCUGCUUUGCUUCCUGGGCCCUGUGUGAGAUGCUGUCAGGCAGGGGCAUUGACACCUGUAUGGUCCCCACCGCACACAACGGGA